Molecule: messenger RNA, 1086 nt
Organism: Vigna angularis (adzuki bean)
Lineage: Eukaryota; Viridiplantae; Streptophyta; Magnoliopsida; Fabales; Fabaceae
Product: cytokinin riboside 5'-monophosphate phosphoribohydrolase LOG8
Exons: 7
Coding region: 283-924 (213 amino acids)
Biological process (GO): cytokinin biosynthetic process
Cellular component (GO): nucleus; cytosol
Molecular function (GO): hydrolase activity, hydrolyzing N-glycosyl compounds
Source: RefSeq, a predicted model, not a curated record
AAAUAAGAGCAUGUUGUGGGGUGGGCGUCUUUUCUCACCAAAAAUGAGUCCCCGUCUCAUCGAUUUCUCUUACAGGCUCUAUUUGUCUAUUUAGGAUCACCCCUUCAAAGAAAGUUUCUGGCUUUUCUUCAUUACUCAUAAAGGUAUUAAAGUAGUAAAGCACAACACAUAAUCUUGAUCCGCGUUAAGGCUUGCCCUUUUUCUUUUAUUUUCUUUUCUUUGUUCUUCCAAUGAAUGGUUUUGCUUUGAAUUGAAAACCUGCAAAGAAAGCAUCGAUUUUGAAUGGAGGAAGGGUACCCCAGAAGCAAGUUCAAGACCGUGUGUGUCUUCUGUGGCAGCAACUCUGGCAACCGGCAAAUCUUCAGCGACGCUGCGAUUCAAUUGGGCAAUGAACUGGUAAAGAGGAACUUAGACUUGGUGUAUGGUGGUGGCAGUGUUGGGCUGAUGGGCUUAAUAUCUCAGAGAGUCUAUGAUGGAGGCUGCCAUGUCCUGGGGAUCAUUCCAAAAGCUCUCAUGCCUCUCGAGAUAUCUGGUGAAACAGUAGGUGAAGUAAGAAUUGUUUCAGAUAUGCAUGAGCGUAAAGCUGCAAUGGCUCAAGAAGCUGAUGCAUUUGUUGCUCUCCCUGGAGGAUACGGAACCAUGGAAGAGCUGUUGGAGAUGAUAACUUGGGCCCAACUUGGAAUUCAUAAAAAACCGGUUGGUCUACUGAAUGUUGACGGUUACUAUAACUGUUUGCUUGCAUUAUUUGACAAUGGUGUUAAAGAAGGCUUCAUUAAGCCUGGUGCACGGAAUAUUGUUGUCUCUGCUACUUCUGCUAAAGAACUUAUGAUGAAGAUGGAGCAUUACAGUCCUUCGCACGAACAUGUUGCCCCUCAUGAGAGCUGGCAGAUGAAGCAAUUAGGUGAUUAUCCAGAUGCUGAAUGAGACUGUUAUUGAUGGAAGGUUUUUCUGAAGAAAUUGAUUUGUGAUGUGAUUCUUCAUCAUAUGAGAUGUGUACAAGUGCCUGCAUAGAUGGGGGCCAUAUGUUGUUUGUUACUGUGUACCACGUACGUUUUUUUAUGACUGAGUGCUAGAGGCUUUAUUAUU